Messenger RNA from Bipolaris oryzae ATCC 44560, 510 nucleotides. RefSeq lists its product as uncharacterized. NCBI's taxonomy places the organism in Eukaryota, Fungi, Ascomycota, Dothideomycetes, Pleosporales, Pleosporaceae. The record is from RefSeq and is a predicted model, not a curated record. Bases 1 to 510 code for a protein of 169 amino acids. The transcript has a single exon.
AUGAAUAUGAUGCGCGCUGCAUAUAACAUAUGCGCCGCAGAGAGUGGUCAAGGGUCUUUCAAGCGGAUGAAAGAACAUAUGACAGGUCAUGUUGAGCUUACUCGACAUACUAUGUUCCGCAAAGCGGCUCAGAAAGUGGACGAGGAUCUUGAAGCCAUGUGCAAAACCCUGCAGGGGUUGAUGGGAGACAAAGUCAGUCGAAUCUUUGACGAUUUGGACAAGGACUACACAAGUGCGCUUGGUGAUCAACCUACGCGAGUACUGACCAAGGAAGAGCGUGAAGUGAGGUCGGCGACCUGUCAAAUCUUAAAAAGUAUCGAUGCGCAGUUUGAGCCUAUCGCCAAUGGAGAUCUCAGUUCGGUGAAUGCAGCCACCGCUACGAAUACCCGGGGCGAAGAGCCGGUUGAUGAGAGUGCAGAAGAGCAUGAUAGUAUGGAAGAUUCAGAACAAGAGUCUUCUGGCGAUUCGGAACAAGAAUCUUCUGAAGAGGCGGGCGAAGAGUCUUCUUAA